AUCUCUUUGAUAACGUUCAAGCAAACAGUUUCAAAGGAAUGGAUGCCUUCAACAUACAGGAUUUAGCUAAUUUACUAAAACCUCCGCCUGAGGAAGACUCAAGUAGUGAGGAUGACUUGCCGCCUAGUGGUCUGACCAAACUAGGACCGGGUAGUAUUGGCACGAAAGUAUCGAUUAGUACCAGCAAUCAAGAACACAAUCACAGCCAAAGGGAGCUCUUAAAGGAGUCUGAUUGUAUUUGGCGAGAGGACGAGCUUGCUUUGCAAAAAGUCCCGUAUGACCCACAUGAGGAUCCUCGAGAAAAACCUGCGUACGAUAUUAUUUACCAGCAGUCAGUUACACCAGAGGAUAUUUUUUUGCAGAUUGGACCGAAAACCCCCGCCUCGGCUAGCUGCGAAGCAAUGGUACUGAAAAUUGACAUGCCGGGAGAGCUCUCAUCUGAGAUAUGCUGCGAUGUGAAAAAACAACACAUGGACGUCAGGUCACCCAGAUACCGAUUGGCUCUUCCUCUGCCCCAUCCUGUGCACCAUAAGAUAUGCAAAGCACAGUGGAACGAAUCUACAUCACAACUAAUUGUUACGUUGUACCUGGACCGGGAGUAUGAUUUUAUUAAUUUUUAAGCAUUGCCUCGGACUUCAGAAGAAAAGGACAAUAAUUUAGGACAAAGCAAAUCUAUUCUUUCAUGAUUGUUUCAUGAGAAUCAAAUAGAAACAAACAUGGGUUGGAGUUUUCUUCUCUCCUGAGUCAGUUUCAAAAAUGUUCUUCUAAGGCACGUGUCUAUGGCGUAAGGGCGUAUUCCAAUGUCCAA
Bemisia tabaci is the source of this 808-nucleotide messenger RNA. Lineage: Eukaryota; Metazoa; Arthropoda; Insecta; Hemiptera; Aleyrodidae. The record is from RefSeq and is a predicted model, not a curated record.